AUGAGUGAUUUUAGUGACGAAUUGACAAGGCCCAUGGCAGAAGCUGAUGAGGUGGAAACAUCAAUGCUCUCUGGUACAGGAAUGUAUAUUCCCUGGCUCAGAAAGCAAAUGGAAACGGUGGUGACUGGAGGAAGAAAGGAAAAGGAUUUUGCUCAGACAACAAGUGCUUGUUUAGAAUUAAUCCAAGAAGCUCUACUGAAACACGAAUGGCAGAAGGCUGCAGAAUACAUGCAUAGUUAUUUUCAAAUUUUGGAGGAUACAGAUACCAGCAAAAGGCAGGCUGCCCCAGAGAUUAUUUGGAGGCUUGGAAGUGAAAUUCUGUAUUAUCAUCCCAAGAGCAACGUGGAGACUUUCAGUACCUUUGCUGACCGUAUGAAAAAUAUUGGUGUCAUGAAUUACUUAAAGAUCUCCUUACAACAUGCACUAUACCUUCUACAUCAUGGAAUGCUUGAGGAUGCAAAUAGAAAUCUAAGCCAGGCAGAGACAUGGAGAUACGGUGAAAAGUCAUCUUCUCAGGAAAUAUUAAUCAACCUUAUUCAGGCCUAUAAAGGGCUUUUGCAGUAUUAUACUUGGUCUAAGAAGAAGACGGAAUUGUCUAAGCUUGAUGAGGAUGAUUAUGCUUACAGCACAGCAACCCAGAAUAUGCUCAACCACAGCUGGAAGACAUCUAUAAAUUUUUGUGCAUUGAUUCAGAUUCCUGGAGUUUGGGACCCUUUUGUGAAGAGUUAUGUAGAGAUGCUGGAAUUCUAUGGGGAUCAAGAUGGAGCACGAGAGGUCCUCACCAAUUAUGCAUAUGAUGAGAAGUUUCCAUCAAAUCCGAAUGCCCAUAUGUACUUGUAUAACUUUCUAAAGAGAGAGAAGGCACCAAAGGAGAAACUGAUAAGUGUGCUUAAGAUUUUGUAUCAGAUUGUACCAUCUCAUAAACUGAUGUUAGAAUUCCAUAGAAUACUUAGAAAUUCAGAAAAAGAAGAACACCGUAAACUGGGCCUGGAGGUAUUAUUUGCAGUCUUAGAUUUUGCUGGCUGCACUAAGAAUAUAACUGCAUGGAAAUAUUUAGCAAAAUAUCUGAAACAGACCUUAAUGGGAUAUUUUAGGUAUGUUUCAAAACAAGGUCACCAAGUCUUAAGGAAGAAAAUUAAGCGGAUGAACAAAUCAGUGAAAAGAUACAGUAUUGUAAAUCCGGGACCCUGA
Molecule: messenger RNA, 1191 nt
Organism: Orycteropus afer afer
Lineage: Eukaryota; Metazoa; Chordata; Mammalia; Tubulidentata; Orycteropodidae
Gene: TAF1A
Product: TATA-box binding protein associated factor, RNA polymerase I subunit A
Exons: 9
Coding region: 1-1191 (396 amino acids)
Biological process (GO): transcription by RNA polymerase I
Cellular component (GO): RNA polymerase I transcription regulator complex
Source: RefSeq, a predicted model, not a curated record